AUGGAAUGGUUAUCAAGUUUCAGCCGCUGGUGUAAACAGAUUCUACUGGCUACCCAUCUAUACCAUCUGAUCAUGAUAUUUGGAUCAGUGCAAGCUUAUGAAGAUUGGUUAGCAGUGUCCGGUGGAGCAUCUACAGGAACUGUUGAUGUAGAAAAAACUGAUGCCAUAUUUGACUCGACAUCAGUUUUGAAGGUGUGUGACAAUCUACGUGAUAAAGUAUUGCAAAACCUUGGUGUGAGAUUGGAGGACAAAGAAGGUCAACCUCCAGAAAUUAAACUUGUUGAUAGAGAAACACUACUUAUAGAAAAAGAAGAGAAAAUGAAGCAAGAAGAACCAAAAAUAAAGGAAAAAGAACUGAAAAAGCAAAAGGCCGAGAAAGAAAAGGCAGAAAAGGAAACUCAAAAGAAAAUACCUUCAUCAAAACUCUUCAAAAUGGAGACAGACAAGUACUCAAAAUUUGAUGAAAAUGGGCUUACAACUCAUGACGCUGAAGGAAAGGAACUUUCUAAAUCAGCUCUCAAGAAAAAUAUGAAGUUAGACGAGGCUCAAGAAAAGAAAUACAAGGAGUUCACGGAGAAGUCAGGAAACUAA
Molecule: messenger RNA, 591 nt
Organism: Ruditapes philippinarum (Manila clam)
Lineage: Eukaryota; Metazoa; Mollusca; Bivalvia; Venerida; Veneridae
Product: cysteine--tRNA ligase, cytoplasmic-like
Exons: 6
Coding region: 1-591 (196 amino acids)
Source: RefSeq, a predicted model, not a curated record